Capsella rubella is the source of this 940-nucleotide messenger RNA. RefSeq names its product 20 kDa chaperonin, chloroplastic. Gene Ontology annotation, cellular component: mitochondrial matrix; chloroplast. The record is from RefSeq and is a predicted model, not a curated record. Lineage: Eukaryota; Viridiplantae; Streptophyta; Magnoliopsida; Brassicales; Brassicaceae. Gene Ontology annotation, molecular function: ATP binding; transition metal ion binding; protein folding chaperone. The transcript is spliced from 6 exons. Bases 62 to 823 code for a protein of 253 amino acids. Gene Ontology annotation, biological process: positive regulation of superoxide dismutase activity.
UUUUUAGGGUUUUAUCCUCCGAAAGUCUCAACCUUUUUUUCUUAUCCUCAACAAAGGAGAAAUGGCGGCUACGCAACUUACAGCAUCACCAGUGACAGUAUCAGCUAGGAGCUUAGCUUCGCUGGAAGGUCUAAGAGCUUCAAGUGUCAAGUUUUCUUCUUUGAAACCAGGGACCCUUAGGCAGAACCAGUUCGGUCGUUUGGUUGUCAGAGCUGCUUCGGUUGUUGCUCCUAAGUAUACUUCAAUAAAGCCAUUGGGAGAUCGAUUGUUGGUGAAGAUCAAGGAGGCAGAGGAGAAGACUCUAGGAGGUAUCUUACUUCCAUCUACUGCUCAAUCAAAACCUCAAGGAGGUGAAGUCGUUGCUGUGGGUGAAGGAAGAACUAUUGGGAAAACCAAAAUCGAAAUCACUGUCCCGACUGGAGCACAAAUUAUUUACUCCAAAUACGCAGGAACUGAGGUUGAAUUCAAUGAUGUGAAGCAUCUCAUUCUCAAGGAAGAUGAUAUUGUUGGCAUUCUUGAGACUGAUGACAUCAAAGAUCUUAAACCUUUGAAUGACCGAGUCUUUAUUAAGGUUGCUGAGGCAGAGGAGAAAACAGCUGGAGGAUUGUUGUUAACCGAGACUACCAAAGAGAAGCCUUCUAUUGGCACGGUGAUAGCAGUUGGACCUGGUUCCCUAGAGGAGGAUGGUAGCGUUAAGCCACUACCAAUAUCGACCGGAAGCACAGUUCUUUACUCCAAGUAUGCUGGUAACGACUUCAAGGGUAAAGAUGGUUCCAACUACAUUGCCCUCAGAGCUUCAGAUGUGAUGGCUAUACUUUCUUAGUUAUGUUAUAUCUUUGUAACAUGCAACUUGUAUCCCAAUUGUGGAAAUUUUUUUCGUAAACGGCCUGAGCAUAAUUUUGAAUAAAGACUUGAGUUUGGAAAGAUGAUUGUGAUUUUA